AUGGAAUUCCAGAGCUCCUUGUGCCGGACGCAGCAGCGGUUGCAGCUCCGUACAGCAGGACCUGUUGAAUCAUAUAUAUUCCCUAGUCCCUCUGCAAGAUGCUGCCCGUGCUGCUUGUGCGUCUCGCAGAUUUUUACUUUCUUGGAGACACUAGUCGAUACUCCGAUGGCGCCUGGAAAAUUCCUCCACCUCAAGUACCUGGACAUCUUGCUUUCGGGAAACCUGAUAUUUCCCCCCAGCUAUGAUUUCUUUUCACUGAUUUCAUUUAUCAACGCUUCUCCUGCCUUGGAAUCGUUUGUGCUGCGUUUAAAGCAGGAUGGCUUGAGGCACGAUUCAAUUCUUGCAGAAUCUGAUGGACAUCCAAAGGAUAUUAGACAGUUAGAAUGCCGGCAUGACUGCCUUAGGAAGGUUAAAAUAACAGGCUUUUGUUCCUCCAAGGGCUUGGUUGAGCUAACAAGUCACAUUCUUGAGAAUGCGUCUUCGCUAAAGUGCCUCACAUUGGAUACAACCCGUGAUGAUGAGAGGAAUUUCGCUAUGAUUCAUAAAUGCUUCACAAUGAGUAAGGAUGCUCUCGCAGAAGCCCACAGAUCUCUCGAGGCUAUCAGAAGGUAUAUUAUUGGGAAAGUACCCUCAAAUGUUUGCCUCAAGGUGCUUGAGCCCUGUAAGCUGUGCCAACCAGACAUUAUUUGA
Panicum virgatum (switchgrass) is the source of this 690-nucleotide messenger RNA. RefSeq lists its product as uncharacterized. The transcript has 4 exons. The record is from RefSeq and is a predicted model, not a curated record. Bases 1 to 690 code for a protein of 229 amino acids. NCBI's taxonomy places the organism in Eukaryota, Viridiplantae, Streptophyta, Magnoliopsida, Poales, Poaceae.